AUGGAGGCAGAUUGGGAUGAAAUCACUCGCAUUGCGGUGCCGUCGUCUGGCCCGCAGGCAAUCCCGACGCCGGCCAGUGCUGUGACCUUUGAUGAUGUACAAGAAUUGCUCUGGGUUGGCAAUGACCAGGGACGGGUCACUUCUUUCUAUGGGCCCGAGUUGCAACGCUAUGUCUCUGUCAAGGCUCAUCUAGGCGAGGGGCCUGUCAAGCAGCUCCUUGUCCAUGAAAAGGGCAUCGUGUCUAUAUCGGCCUCGAGUGUCCAUUUGGUGAGCCGGAAAGGCUUGACCCAAUGGCAUAUUUCUCAUCGACUCAUGACCGAUUUGCGAUGCGUCGCGUUCGCCGCCGCCAACAAUCUCAUCCUGGUUGCUGGAUGCCAAAGUACCUUUUUCAUCAUCGACGUUGACAAAGGCCAAGUGGUAUCCGAGCAUCUUGCUCAAGCCAAGUAUACCAUCAUGAGGAAGAGCCGACAUAUCUGUGCGGCGACCGAUGACGGCAACGUCCAUAUUCUCGGUUUGCCCGACUACAAACUACUCAAAACGUGGAAAGCUCACUCGACCGCAGUCAAUGAUAUGGAUGCGCGGAAUGACUUUCUGGUGACGUGCGGAUUUUCCGUCCGACAAUUGGGGGUACCAAUCGUCGACCCAUUGGCCAAUGUCUACGACUUGAAGACCCUCACAUCACUUCCUCCCAUUCCAUUUCAUGCGGGCGCCGCAUAUGUCCGUCUGCACCCGAAAUUACAAACCACCAGCUUUGUGGCAUCACAAACCGGCCAGAUGCAGGUGGUGGAUCUCAUGAAUCCCGUCAAUGUCAUGCUCAAACAAGCCAACGUUCAAUUUAUGUCGGGCAUGGAAAUUGCAUCCUCGGGAGAUGCUCUGGUCAUAACAGACACAAACGGCUUGAUAUAUUUAUGGGGCUCGCCCUCCAAGGUUCGCUUCAACAACAUUAGUCGAGAUACUGAAUUUGCCAAUCCACCUCCCGCCCAGGUCGCACAUAUCGAUUGGAAUGAUACACCGCUCAACACCGUCGGGAUGCCUCACUAUUCUGAAACCUUGCUAUCCGCCUGGCCCAGUCACCUGGUGUUUGACGUAGGAGCGCCACCGGUCCCGGUGGAACCAUCGCUUCUUUUUCACAUGCAGACUGCCGAAAUGGGCCACUAUGCCCCAAAUCUCAAUCCUCGAAAACUUCUCCGCUAUCAGGUGGAAGACACCAGAGCGGGGCAGGUGCCUGCCUCCAUUGCCGCUCCCAAAUUUUUGAGUGAAAAGGCGAAGGAGACGACAUCCAACGGGAGUGGGCGGAAGUUGUCUGAUGCCGCCGAAAGUCUGGCCGGAAUCUCUCUCAAUGGACGAGCCCAAACUGACGAAGAACGAAUGCUCAAAUAUAGCAAUGUCGAGAUCAAAUAUAGCCGGUUCGGAGUCGACGACUUCGAUUUUCGAUACUACAACAAAACACCGUAUUCCGGACUGGAAACGCACAUCGCGAAUUCUUUCAUCAAUUCUCUUCUCCAGCUGUAUAGAUUUAUUCCUCUGGUUCGCAACGUCGCCAUACAGCAUGCCGCCACCUCGUGCGUGACCGGCAACUGCCUGCUUUGCGAGUUUGGAUUCCUGUUCGACAUGCUGGAAAAGGCCAACGGACAAAACUGCCAGGCAACCAAUCUUCUCCGGGCAUUCGGAGCGUCCAGGGAAGCGGCGAAUCUUAGUCUCUUUGAGCAUUUGUCUCUGGCCAAUGGAACUCCACUCUCCUCAACGAUUCAAGCGGUAAAUCGGUUCUUCUUGAAGCAGAUGGCACAUGAUUAUGUCACGAUGGCUUCGAGCGGUGACGGAAUUGAUCAAGUCCUCGCCAGCAGUGCCUUUGAGGCCAUUCGUUGCAUAUACUGCAACAAUGAAACGAUCAAACCGGCGACCACCUAUGUGCAUGACUUGAUUUAUCCGCAAAUGGACCCGAAGCACUCGAUGAGAUACCUCAAGUUUUCAUCCGUUCUGAAAACGACCAUUGAACGCGAAGCUAAGAACCGGGGAUGGUGUAGUCGAUGUCGACGGUAUCAACAACUGGCCAUUCGCAAGACGGUCAGGCAAUUACCAUAUGUUUUGAUGCUCAACGCGGCCCUGGGAAAUAAUACGGCGAUGCGGGGACUAUGGGAAACUCCCGGCUGGCUUCCCUCCGAGAUUGGCAUCAUCGUCCAGGACAGAAACGUGUAUUGUUUUGAAGGAUCGGAUCUGGCGCUGCACUUGCGCAAUAAGUCUCCAAAUCUGGUGAUAUAUGAAUUGGUUGGAUUUGUGGCGGAAAUUGACACCAGCGAAAGACACCAACCUCAUCUGGUCAGCAUGGUCAACGUCGAGGUUUCGAGUGUCGGACCCGAUACCUCUUACAACCACAAAGUGUUCCCCAAUUGGCAUCUCUUCAACGAUUUCUUGGUGUCACCGGUGGAUCCCCGGGAAGCCUUGCAUUUCAACAAAGCGUGGAAGAUGCCCAGUGUGAUCGCCUAUCAAGUGAGAAGUGCACACGGCAAACUUGAUCAGUCGUGGAAAGACAAUCUCGACACGACCUUACUGUACCAACAUUACAGCAUCAACGGGCUUUACCCCAUCAACGAAUGCAAAAUCUUGAGACCGGAAGAACAUCCGCAAAGAGGAACUCCGAUCGCGUUGGACACGGAAUUUGUGGAACUGGAGAAGGCAGAGAUCAAUGUCAAGGCCGAUGGCACACAAGAAACCAUUCGUCCGGCCAAAUCUGGUCUGGCUCGCGUCAGUGUUCUACGCGGUAACGGGGACGAUGAAGGGGUUCCCUUUAUCGAUGACUACAUCACCAUCUACGACCCCAUUGUGGACUACAAAACACAGUAUUCUGGAAUUCGCCCGGGAGAUCUGGAUGUCCAGAUCUCCCACCACAACCUGGUUCCUCUCAAAGUGGCGUAUAAGAAACUCUGGAUCCUCCUCAAUCUCGGCUGUGUGUUCGUGGGCCAUGGACUGGCGUCUGAUUUCCGCAAAGCCAACAUACACAUACCCAAGGACCAAACGGUCGAUACACAAUAUCUCUACCUCGCAAAAGGCAAGCACCGGCGAUUCUCCUUGCGAUAUCUGGCUUGGGCGGUGUUUAGGGAGUACAUCCAAGAAGAAGUGGCCGACGAGACCCAGACCGACGGACACGACAGCAUCGAAGACGCACAUAUGGCAUUGCGACUCUGGCGAAAAUUUCUCGAGUACGAUCACGCCGGCGCCGUGGAACAAAUGGUCGAGGAAAUCUACCGCAAAGGCACCAAGUAUGGCUGGAAGCCUCCACCAAGGAGUAUUGGAGGUACAUUGUUGCCGGAUGGGAUCGGCACGGGAGCGGCUAACAGCGCGGUACCGAGUGGGAGGAACACACCAGAUAUGAUGGCGGCGCCAGCCGCUGCGUCUUUAGCUACAUCACCACCAGUGUCUCAGGGUAAUGGGACUGAGAGAGGUAAUGCGAAUGCAGGUGGAUCAUUCAAAUUGAACGCAGCGGGAGCGGGGACAUUUGUGCCUGGAGAUGGGAUUGUCAAAGACACUCCGCUGCGAUGA
Messenger RNA from Rhinocladiella mackenziei CBS 650.93, 3537 nucleotides. RefSeq lists its product as uncharacterized. Lineage: Eukaryota; Fungi; Ascomycota; Eurotiomycetes; Chaetothyriales; Herpotrichiellaceae. The transcript has 2 exons. Gene Ontology annotation, molecular function: nucleic acid binding; protein binding; poly(A)-specific ribonuclease activity. Gene Ontology annotation, cellular component: P-body; PAN complex. Gene Ontology annotation, biological process: mRNA processing; nuclear-transcribed mRNA poly(A) tail shortening. The record is from RefSeq and is a predicted model, not a curated record. The coding region runs from base 1 to 3537 and encodes 1178 amino acids.